CCAACCCGUGACAUGCUGCAGGCCAUCAUCAAGCUGUCCUGCGGCAUUGCCCACGACCACCUCCGCAAGUUGCCUGGCCUGAAGACAGCAGCCACCGCGGUGAUGCAGGAGCUGAUAGAUCCCCACUGCCUGCAUUCCGGAAUUCCUUCUUGUAUCCAGAGGCUCAUGGGGAAGGAUGCUGCCAGGUGCAUAGAGCCCGAAGCAGACACGCAGCCCUCCAGCACGGACCUGUCCUACAUCCACCAGGGAGAAAGGGCCCUGCAGCGAGCGCUGGGCAUCCUGCAGCAGCCACACUGCUGGCAGCCAGAGGCCGCACCGAACGCAGAGGCUGCCAUGUCCAGCACCGCGCUGCCGGGGCUGGGCCGCGUCUUUCGGGCCGAGGCGGUGCUGGCGGUGCCUGUGGGCAGGCUGCAGGGUGAGCUGUUUGAGCGGCUGGAGGAGAUGCCCCGCUGGAACCCCAGCCUCAGCCACGUGGAGGUGCUCUGCCGCCCAGGUGAGGACACGCUGGUGACGCACGAGGUGACGGCUGCCAGCCCAGUGGGACGCAGGGACUUUGUCAGCACGCGGCACCGCAGCAGGACGCGGGCAGCCAUCUACCUGGUGGGCACCACUGCCCACCUCGAGCAGCCACCCGCACCACAGGGCUGCGUCAGGGCUGAGACGCGGCUGAGCUGUAUUGUGCUGCAGCCGCUGCCAGGCAACCCAAGCUGCACACGUGUCACGUGGCUGCUCAGCAUGGACCUGAAGGGCUGGAUCCCCACCUCGGUCACCAACCGCGUCCUGCCACAGUGUCAGGCCAAGUUCAUCGGGCACCUCCGCCAGCACCUCUCCUCCACUGCCUCUCUCUGUGGAUAGGAUUUCCCAUCCUAUGCAACCAUAGAACCAAGGCAGGCACCAUGCAAAGCACAGACAGAAACCCACCUUUCCUCUCAUAGCUCCUUCUGGAGCCAUGAAGCAUGACUGGAGCCACUUUGGGGGGCUUGGAGCCUAUAUCCCAGUGGCUUUGCUUAUUUAAUGGAAAGAUAAAGCCGCUUGCAAAAGCCACGUGAAACCCUGGCUGAUAAAUAGGAAUUAAAUAAAAGACAGAAGUGGCAGCUUACUAUGGAAGACCCCUUUCAAUCACACGCAGGUCAUGUGUUCCCAUACCACACUAUUCCCACACUCUAAAUAAAUCAACAGAAAG
Messenger RNA from Tympanuchus pallidicinctus (lesser prairie-chicken), 1183 nucleotides. RefSeq names its product steroidogenic acute regulatory protein, mitochondrial-like. The transcript has 7 exons. Gene Ontology annotation, cellular component: mitochondrion; mitochondrial intermembrane space. Gene Ontology annotation, molecular function: cholesterol binding; cholesterol transfer activity. The coding region runs from base 13 to 855 and encodes 280 amino acids. The record is from RefSeq and is a predicted model, not a curated record. NCBI's taxonomy places the organism in Eukaryota, Metazoa, Chordata, Aves, Galliformes, Phasianidae. Gene Ontology annotation, biological process: intracellular cholesterol transport; regulation of steroid biosynthetic process; steroid biosynthetic process.